AUGUCUUUUGCUCGUUCUGUCAUCCAGGAUGCUUCCAUUCCAGAGUCAGCACGGCAGCAGGCUUUAAACCGCAUUUGGUCUGACCCUGGUAUCCCUCAAGAAUCCACCACGUCUUCAUUUUGGUUAGAAAAGCUUCACCCGCAGUUCGCGCAACCUGCCACCUCAGAUUUGCCUUCCAACGCAGAAGUUGUGAUAGUCGGCUCCGGGAUUACAGCUACAUCCAUUGCACGGACACUUCUCCAAAAUCGGACUAAAGCUACCGCGUCAAGCCCUUCUCAUCCAGCUAUAGUGAUUCUCGAGGCCCGUGACAUCUGUAGUGGAGCUACAGGACGAAAUGGAGGUCAUAUUCUCGAGACUGCAGACGAAUAUGCCGAGUUUGCUGAUGAGUUUGGCGACGAGGCAGCGCGCAAGAUUAUUCGCUUCCGAUUAUCACAUCUUCGAGAGAUGCUGAAUAUUGCCAAGGAACUUGGUCUGUCCGAAGAGGCUCAAGCGCGGAAAGUGCAAUUUCUUAGUGCCUACUUUGGCGACCAGCCAUGGCGCGAAGCUAUGGAGAGACUCCGUCGCUUCAAGGAGGGGAUGCCAGAGGAGUCAGAAGAAUGGAUAGCAUAUGACAGAAACUCGAUGCCAGACGAAUUUAAACUCUCAAAUGCAACUGGUGUUGUCGCAGGUCCUGCUGGUGCUCUGUGGCCUUACAAGUUUAUCACAGGCAUCUUGGCCAGACUUCUUCAGGAAUACCCGGAUGAAUUACGAGUCAAUCACCAUACUUUCGUGAAAUCAAUCGAAGCGGAGUCUUCUUCAGCUGGUGGCUAUAAAGUCGAGACUAGUCGUGGCACGAUUUCUGCUCGACAUGUAAUUCAUUGCACAAAUGCACAUGUCGGCCACCUGGUCCCUGGUCUGCGAGGCCGGAUAUUCCCCGUGCGAGGCCAAAUGUCAGCACAAACUCCCGGAGACAGGUUUCCCUUACAAGCAUACAAGCAGUCUUGGCUGUUCAAUUACCACCGUGGAUUUGACUACCUGACACAGCUUCCUGGAGGGCAGAUGAUGUUUGGUGGCGGCUUCGCACAAGGUGAACUGGGUGGUAUCGCUGAGCUGGGAAUAUCUAGAGACCAUGAGAUGAGCGUGUAUAUCGAUAUUCAUCUAUCUGGUGCGCUUGGAGCGGUCUUUGGUAGAGAGUCCUGGGGCCGUGUAGAAGGUGACCAGGUGCAAAAGAUGUGGACGGGCAAUAUGGCGUUCAGCUCGGACGGGUUCCCGUGGGUGGGACGAUUACCUGAGUCGGUGACACAUCGACCGUCUCAGGAUAAGAAUGCUGGAUCUGAAUGGGUGUGUGCUGCAUUUGGGGGAGAGGGAAUGGUUCAAUGCUGGCAGUCUGGGAAGGCUCUAGCUACACUCCUUGCUACACAAGAUAAGGAACUUGACUCAACAAUUGAUGACGAUCUAUCAUGGUUCCCAGAGCAGCUACUUGUCUCUGAUGAGCGUAUUGCGGCAGCUGAGCUCCCUCGAACUAUCGCCGGUUUUCGGCGCCAAGCGAAUCUGUAG
Molecule: messenger RNA, 1536 nt
Organism: Penicillium angulare
Lineage: Eukaryota; Fungi; Ascomycota; Eurotiomycetes; Eurotiales; Aspergillaceae
Product: NAD(P)/FAD-dependent oxidoreductase
Exons: 2
Coding region: 1-1536 (511 amino acids)
Cellular component (GO): cytoplasm
Molecular function (GO): oxidoreductase activity
Source: RefSeq, a predicted model, not a curated record